AUUAUUAUAGUUUUUAUUACUUAUUUUUGGUAGUGCCAACAAUACAGUUUUCAUACAGUCAGAAGGGCAACCAAGUUUUGACUUACUUGGGUUUUGAAUAUCUAUCUUUUGUCACUAUAAAUGGAGUGCUGACUUGGAGAUGAAGGCAGAGUCGCUCUAUGAAGUGUCAUUCAAUUAUGAAGACAAAAGAUGUCAACAUAGUAAAACAAUCAACCGAACGUUGUCAUGGUUCCUGUCCUCAAAAAGCAGAAGCCAACGUUGCCAGAAGCAAAAUGAGAUGUGUCACGUGUAUUUAAUACUAAUGAAGAUGCAAAUCAAAUUAACGGAAGUGCUUCAUGCAAGAAUCCAAUCCAGUUGGGGACAACCAUGACUCUUUUAAUCCCAUGUAUCAUGCCCUUCAUGCAGCCACAUCUGACCACACACCAUUCAGUAUGUUCAGUGGAAACGUAUAAACAGGAAAUGCCCAAGAACCUUGUAGUGAAGAAUGAAUUCAAUGGAAACACAUUUGCUCUGAGUUCACAAAUUAGCACUAAUCAGUUCAAUCAGACAUUUGAGAGUCAGUUUAUAUGUUCUAAAUGUGGGAUAUGUUUUUGUAGGAAAUCGGCUAUCUCUUCUCAAAAGCUCCCUGAUAUGGAAAACAAAAAAGAAAGUUCCAUGUGUGAAAAAUGUUUAGACCCUACCUCAAAUGUUCCCAUACCUCCUGUAGAUCACAAUUUGGUCCGAUGUCCUACAUGUGGGAGGGAAUUUUUUACUGGUAAAUCUCUUGCUGCACAUCAGAAAAUUCAUAAGACGACGACCCCUCUUGUAUGUUCUGAAUGUGGGAAAUGUUUUACCCGUAAAUCAAAUCUUCUUGCACAUCAGAUAAUUCAUACAAGACAGAAACCAUUUUCAUGUUCUGGUUGUGGUAAAACAUUUAUUCGUAAGGUCGAUCUUGAAGAACACCAGGAGACCACCACAGGGAAGAAAACGCAUGCAUGUUUUGAAUGUGGGAAAUGUUUUAUCUGUAGGUCACGUCUCAUUAGGCAUCAGAGAAUUCAUGUAGAGGAGAAACCCUUUGUGUGUUCUGGAUGUGGUAAAUGCUUUAGAAUUAAGUCACAGCUGACUAGACAUGAAAAACUUCAUACAGGUGAUAGACCCUUUUCAUGCUCCGAAUGUGGAAAGUGCUUUAGCAUGAAAGCGCAUCUUGUUUUGCAUCAGAAAAUUCAUUCAGGUGACAAACCAUAUUCCUGUUCUGAAUGUGGUAAAUGUUUUAUCUGUUCAUCAGAUCUUGUUAAGCAUCAGAGGAUUCAUACAGGUGAAAAACCAUUUGCAUGCACCAAUUGUGAGAAACGGUUUAACUGCAAAUCCAAUCUUAUUAUGCAUCAGAAAACGCACACAGGAGAAAAACCGUUUAUUUGUUCUGAAUGUGAGAAAUGUUUCUCUUCCAAAUAUAACCUUGCUAUGCACCAGAAAGUUCAUACAGGCGAUAAACCAUUCCCAUGCCCAGAAUGUGGAAAACGUUUUAGCUGUAAAUCAGAUCUUAAUAAGCAUCAGAGAAUCCAUACAGGGGAGCGACCGUAUGAGUGUUCAGAAUGUGCCAAAAGUUUUAGGUGUAAAUCAAAUCUUGUUAUGCAUCAUAAGAUUCAUACAGGAGAGAGAACGUAUGAAUGUACGGAAUGCGGGAAGCGGUUUACCUGUAAAACGAAUCUUGUUAUGCAUCAGAUAAUUCACACAGGGGACAAACCCUUUGCAUGUACAGAGUGCGGGAAAUGUUUUAACUGCAAAUCAAAUUUUGUAAAACAUCAGAAAAUUCAUACAGGGGAUAAACCUUAUGCGUGUUCUAAGUGUGGGAAGUGCUUUACCCGCAGCUCACACCGUGAUGUCCAUGAAAAAAUACACCUAAGAGAAACAAGAGAUAAAUAAUUGUC
Messenger RNA from Bombina bombina (fire-bellied toad), 1907 nucleotides. Its product is annotated as zinc finger protein OZF. Bases 367 to 1902 code for a protein of 511 amino acids. Gene Ontology annotation, molecular function: RNA polymerase II cis-regulatory region sequence-specific DNA binding; DNA-binding transcription factor activity, RNA polymerase II-specific. The transcript is spliced from 2 exons. Gene Ontology annotation, biological process: regulation of immune system process; regulation of cytokine production; negative regulation of transcription by RNA polymerase II. NCBI's taxonomy places the organism in Eukaryota, Metazoa, Chordata, Amphibia, Anura, Bombinatoridae. The record is from RefSeq and is a predicted model, not a curated record.